Messenger RNA from Penicillium soppii, 1848 nucleotides. It is a transcript of the gene pbs2, whose product is annotated as mitogen-activated protein kinase kinase PBS2. The coding region runs from base 1 to 1848 and encodes 615 amino acids. The record is from RefSeq and is a predicted model, not a curated record. Lineage: Eukaryota; Fungi; Ascomycota; Eurotiomycetes; Eurotiales; Aspergillaceae. Gene Ontology annotation, biological process: cellular hyperosmotic response; MAPK cascade; protein phosphorylation. The transcript is spliced from 2 exons. Gene Ontology annotation, molecular function: MAP kinase kinase activity; ATP binding.
AUGGCCGAUACACGAGAUUUCGCCGUUGAGCCAGCACCGCCAGAAAUCGACGUCUCUGUCCAAAACGAUACGUCUCAAACAAUGAAUCGUCAACCCUCAAGCCCUGCGGUUCUGCCUCCUCGCGACUCAACGACGUCGGGUUUAUCUGCCUCCUCCACACACAUGGGUCAGAUCAACGCUGCGCGGCGGGGUGGACCCUCACCGCACCACCAGGUAUCCAUGAGCUCGCAGGCAACCGGUGGAUUGAAUCAGGAUAUCAUGGCCAAAAUGAGGGCGUUUUCACUUUCUCGGCAAGGUGCUCCGACACCUCAUGCUGCAUCGACCGGCCAAAUCCCCACCUCACACUCGAUCGGUGCGGGCGGCGGCGCACUUGCAGGCCGACUUCCUCCGACCACACGGCCUAGCCCUCAGCCUUGGAGCUCUUCUCCAACGUCUGCUAAUUCUUCCCCUGGCCCUGUGCCCAGGCCUGGGGUUGGAGGACUAGCGGCGAAGCGCAUGAAGCCAGGCCUCAAAUUGUCGGAUGUGACCGGCCCGCCUACUCCAGCAGCUGGAACAGACCAAAAGCCGAACGAGAACCCCGAGGAGUCUGCUUUCAGCAAGUACUCUGAGUUCAUCGAUACGAAAGAAGGCACUUUGAACUUCAAAAAUAAAGCGAUCUUACACGGUGGCGGUGUCGAAUUCUCAUCUGGUCAUAGCUUCAAGCUAUCAUUGGAUGAGGUUGAGCGCCUGGAGGAAUUAGGCAAGGGAAAUUAUGGAACAGUUUACAGGGUCCGACGCUGUCGUCCACAUCUUCGAAAGCCAGGUCAGGGCUUGGGUGGCAUUGUCAGCCGGCCUGCUGAUGAGCUCAGCCCCAAACCUGGGUCGAACCAGCUGUCUGGCAUGGAAAUGGCGAUGAAGGAAAUUCGCUUAGAAUUGGACGAAGCCAAGUUUGCGCAAAUCAUCAUGGAGCUCGACAUUUUACACCGCUGCCUCUCCCCGUUCAUCAUCGAUUUCUAUGGAGCAUUUUUCCAGGAAGGUGCGGUCUACAUGUGUGUCGAGUAUAUGGACGGCGGUUCGAUCGACAAGCUCUAUGAGGGUGGUGUUUCCGAAAACAUUCUGCGCAAGGUCACUCUGUCCACAAUCAUGGGAUUGAAAUCAUUGAAGGAUGAUCACAACAUCAUUCACCGCGAUGUGAAGCCUACCAACAUCCUCGUUAACAGUAAGGGCCAAGUCAAAAUUUGCGAUUUCGGUGUCAGUGGAAACCUCGUUUCCAGUAUCGCAAAGACAAAUAUCGGUUGUCAGAGUUAUAUGGCCCCCGAAAGAAUCGCGGGAGGUGGAAUGCAACAAUCAGGAGCCCCCAGUGCUGGUACAUACAGUGUACAAAGUGACAUUUGGAGUUUGGGACUGUCUGUCAUCGAAUGCGCCAUGGGUCGUUACCCAUACCCACCGGAGACCUUCAACAACAUUUUCAGUCAACUACAUGCCAUUGUUCAUGGAGACCCCCCAACCCUGCCUGCUGAGGGCUAUUCCGAAGAGGCCCACGCUUUCGUCCGAGCCUGUCUCGAUAAAAACCCGAAAAACCGCCCAUCUUACAGUAUGCUUCUUCGGCACGCUUGGCUCGCACCCCUCAUGCAGCCACCAACAGAGUCAGGUGAAGACGCCUCGCCCGAGGAUUCCGACUCCGGUGAUGCCGCCUCAUCCGCGACGACAGCAGACAAAGAAGUCGCCGAGUGGGUCAAUAGACAAAUUCAACGCCGGAAAGCAGGCACCCUUCGUCCCUCUGAGAAGCCAGCGCUACAUGCUGUCGCGCUGGAUAAGGUUGCCACAAGCCCCUCUGAGGGUGACCUCGCUCCGUCGCAUAAUGACUGA